This is a messenger RNA of Fukomys damarensis (Damara mole-rat), 3294 nucleotides long. It is a transcript of the gene Ppp3ca, whose product is annotated as protein phosphatase 3 catalytic subunit alpha. Lineage: Eukaryota; Metazoa; Chordata; Mammalia; Rodentia; Bathyergidae. The coding region runs from base 16 to 1533 and encodes 505 amino acids. Gene Ontology annotation, biological process: calcineurin-NFAT signaling cascade. The record is from RefSeq and is a predicted model, not a curated record. Gene Ontology annotation, cellular component: cytosol; calcineurin complex; cytoplasm. Gene Ontology annotation, molecular function: calmodulin binding; calmodulin-dependent protein phosphatase activity. The transcript is spliced from 14 exons.
AUCCACACCCAGUCCAUGACUGCAGCUGUUCCGUUUCCUCCAAGUCACCGGCUCACAGCAAAGGAAGUGUUUGACAACGAUGGGAAACCUCGGGUGGACAUCCUGAAAGCACAUCUCAUGAAGGAGGGCCGGCUGGAAGAGAGCGUGGCAUUGAGAAUAAUAACAGAGGGUGCUUCGAUUCUGCGACAGGAGAAGAACUUGCUGGACAUUGAUGCACCUGUCACAGUUUGUGGGGACAUCCAUGGACAAUUCUUUGACUUGAUGAAGCUCUUUGAAGUGGGGGGAUCUCCUGCCAACACUCGCUACCUCUUCCUGGGGGACUACGUUGACAGAGGGUACUUCAGCAUCGAGUGUGUGCUGUAUUUGUGGGCCUUGAAAAUUCUUUACCCCAAAACACUGUUUUUACUUCGUGGAAAUCAUGAAUGUAGACAUCUAACAGAGUAUUUCACGUUUAAGCAAGAAUGUAAAAUAAAGUACUCGGAGCGGGUCUAUGAUGCCUGCAUGGACGCCUUCGACUGCCUGCCCCUGGCUGCCCUGAUGAACCAGCAGUUCCUGUGCGUCCACGGAGGGCUGUCCCCAGAGAUCAACACGCUGGACGACAUCAGGAAAUUAGACCGAUUCAAAGAACCACCUGCUUAUGGACCCAUGUGUGACAUCCUGUGGUCAGACCCGUUGGAGGACUUCGGGAACGAGAAGACUCAGGAACAUUUCACGCACAACACAGUCCGGGGGUGUUCGUACUUCUACAGUUACCCAGCUGUCUGUGAAUUCUUGCAGCACAAUAACUUGUUAUCCAUUCUCCGAGCCCACGAAGCCCAGGAUGCAGGGUAUCGCAUGUACAGGAAAAGCCAAACAACAGGCUUCCCUUCUCUGAUUACAAUUUUUUCAGCACCAAAUUACUUAGAUGUAUACAAUAACAAAGCUGCCGUGUUGAAGUACGAGAACAACGUCAUGAACAUCAGGCAGUUCAACUGUUCCCCCCACCCAUACUGGCUUCCGAACUUCAUGGACGUCUUCACCUGGUCCCUGCCAUUUGUUGGGGAAAAAGUGACUGAGAUGCUGGUCAAUGUCCUCAACAUCUGCUCCGACGAUGAACUGGGGUCAGAAGAGGACGGCUUUGAUGGAGCGACAGCCGCAGCCCGGAAGGAGGUGAUCCGGAAUAAGAUCCGCGCCAUUGGGAAGAUGGCCAGGGUGUUCUCAGUUCUCAGAGAGGAGAGCGAGAGCGUGCUGACGCUGAAGGGCCUGACCCCCACCGGCAUGCUGCCCAGUGGAGUGCUCUCGGGAGGCAAGCAGACCCUGCAAAGCGCUACUGUUGAGGCUAUUGAGGCUGAUGAAGCUAUCAAAGGAUUCUCACCCCAACAUAAGAUCACUAGCUUCGAGGAGGCCAAAGGCUUAGACCGGAUUAACGAGAGGAUGCCACCCCGCCGAGAUGCCGUGCCCUCUGAUGCCAACCUCAACUCCAUCAACAAGGCCCUCGCCUCAGAGACUAACGGCACAGACAGCAAUGGCAGCAACAGCAGCAAUAUUCAGUGACCACCUCCUGCUCACCCCCCUUUUUUUUUUGAGCUGCAGGGCAUGAUGGGGAUUGCUGCGUACCCGAGGGGGGUGUCUUGCCUCAGACUUAGCUUGUGUGCUCUGGGGGCCAGGCAUUGGAUUCCGUUUACACGAUCAUUAAAGGAAAGGGAGAGAGAAAAGAAACUAUAUUUGAUGAGGGGGGUGAUUAAGCACCUCUUUGGGGUAUGCCUUUUAAAAAUGCUUCUAGGGGAAAAAUUUUAAAAAGAAAGCUAUGCUAGUAUAUUCUGCAAUGUUAGGGGUGAACGUAUUUUCCUGCUGCACUGGGGACUUCCUUGUAGGUUCAUGAAAGGCCUUUUAUUCUGUUACUGGACAUGAAAAUUUUGUCUAAUUUCUUACUCUAUUGUACGUUUACAGUUGCAGCACUAAAAUGGAUGACAUCAAACAUUUUUAAGAAAAAUGAUGUACAAACUAAAUAAGGACUAUUUAUUGAUAAUGUUUUGCUACUCUUGUCAGACAAUGGCUCUAAACUGAAUUAGGCAGUCUUAAAAAAAAACAGAAAAAGAAAAAAAAAACAAUGUUGCAAAUUUGUUAAAAAUGCCAAAAAGGACAGUUUAAUUUUGUACAGAUUAUGCUUACCUCAGGUUUCUUUAGUGUGCUUGACUGCCCUUCUUUCCAUUGUAACACUUACCUUUUAAUUUGGCAAUGAGUAUGUUUCCUUUUUCUUUUCUUUAAGUUUAAAAAAAAACUGGAAUAAUUACACCUAUCUUUUUUUUUUGCUGUUUAUAUUUAGGGGUUUUGUUGAUAAAUCAAGUCUUGGUUGUGGCUUGCUGAAUUAAAUAUUUAUGAGUGGUGCAUUUUUAAAUAUAGUGAACAAGACACCAUAUUAAGUACAGUGAUAAAGCAUCUAUAUUCUGUAAAAAAAAAAAAAUUCUGCCUAUGCAUGUUUUUUAAGGAAAAAAAAAAAUGGCUGUCUCGGCCUGUAUGGGACUGUAAUGCGCUUAGUGGUCUGACCCUAUACUGGAAAUGUAUGUAUACUGGCGUACUUUAUAUUCUCUAAAAUGCUUAAUGCCUUUGAAAUUUUGUAAUCAAAAAAGCUUUGAAAAAAUCUAAAGGGGAGAGUAUUCUUAAAAGUUUUUAACAUAAGCUUGUCAGUGCACAAAUAGAUGGUUAGCAUGUUUAGCAAACCUUGUGAAAUUUAAUAAGUUUGUAGUUACAUGUGAAACUCUAAAUGCAUGGUAACUGUUGAUAUCAUAACGGUUUAGUUAUUUCAUUCUGUUCUGUCAUGUGCCACAAACUAUUAUUUUUUUUCACUUUUUUCCCUUUGUAUAUCAGUUACGGUUACAACUGGUUCAUUCUGAAAACAACAACAACAGCAAAAGCCCAUUCAUAUUUUUUAAAAAUUGUAUAAGUGCCCAAGUAAUUCACUACAGCCUAAAGCCUUGCCUUUGUAAUUUAACUUCUGAAAUGUUGGCAAUCAAAGCAUGCACUUGUAACAAUGAAAAAGAAAAAGCAUUUUAUAUUACUACUCAAUAAAAUGUGCAUGAACUUAAAGAACGCUCCUCUGUCCCUGUGUCUGCUGAGGGGUCUGUGAGACAGCCACCCUGCAGUCACCUGCACAGGCGGAGGCACGGCACCCACUUCUGCUGUCAGAGUCUUGGUGGAUUUGAGUCUAAGAUCAGUCAAGAGAAGUCUAUUUAAAGAGUGGAUGCCGUGUUCUAACUCCCUCGAAUGUGGGAACCAGUUAAGAAACCAGAGCAUCCCUUUUUAUUAAAAAGCAAA